ACCAAGUGACUGCGCCACGCCGAGAUGGAUCCGUCCGAGUGGCACGCCCUGGGGAAAGCCCAGUACCAGAAGCAUCGACUGUUCGAGAUGGCGCCGUCGUGGAAGGAAGAGGUGGCGUCCCUCGGCGACUUGAGGGAGUUCCUCGUCGUCCCGGCACAGUUUGGCGGCCCCAUCGCCAUGAUCCGUGAUCCGUCUCGUCUCGUGAAGAUGGACUCGAAGGGGUCGCUGUCCCGCACGCUGUACAUUUUCAACGCGUGCGGGGCGAAACUUGCCUCCGUGAGCUUUUCGUCUUACGACACGAAGAAGAAGACGUUGUUCGGCAUGUUUUGGACAGACGAAAUGCGAUUGAUGUGCGUGUUUGACGACGGCGACUGUGUCAGCUACAGCAUUAUGGGGGCGGUCGAAACGUCAUUUGCUCUAUUUCCCGUGGAUUCUCGAUUCAAAGUGAUCUCGAUCGAGUCGUGGGGCGGCGGGUUCGUUGCGCUCUUGGACAACUUUAUGAUCGCCCAGGCGCUGGACAUCGAUUCGGUCAAACCGCGGGUGUACUGCAUCACGGAGACAGGGGUGAGUCCAACAAACCCUCCAACGUGCAUGGCAGUGCUCGACCCGCGGUUUGUCAAGACCGGGUUGCCUGAAGUAUUCUUGGGGACUUCAACCAACUCCCUUGUCGUCGUGAGCAAAGGGUCUUCGUCUGGCGAGCCGAACAAGGUGAUGGACAUGCAGCUGCAAAACUCGAUGAAAGCCCCGAUCAGCAAGAUUGCGAUUGCCCCGAACGGAAUGUUCAUGGCUCUCUUCUCGCAAGACGGGACGCUCACCGUCCUCAACACGACGUUCGACAAGAAGAUUUUAACGUUUGACACACAGAGCAAGACGAGCCCAGCUGCAAUGCUUUGGUGCGGAGAGGACUCGGUGUUGUUGUACUGGCAGAGUGUGGGGGUUAUCAUGGUAGGGCCGCAUGGAUCGUGGCUCAAGUUUCCUUGCGAUGAAGGACCUGUCGUCCUCAGCCAGGAGGUGGACUGCUGCCGCAUUUACAGCUCAAGCUCCCAUGAAGUUCUCAUGCGUGUGCCCCGCGCGACCGAGGACAUCAAGCGAAUUGGCAGCACGGCACCGGCUGCCAUGCUCCUGGAUGCGUUGGAUGCGUUUGAUUCUGGCGACGCCAAGGCGGACGAGAACAUUCGGUCGAUUCAAGCGCAACAUACGUUGGAGCAAGCAAUUACGGACUGCAUCACGGCGGCAGGCAAUGAGUUUGACUACGCGGCGCAAAGCUCAUUGCUUCGUGCAGCUUCGUAUGGCAAAUGCUUCUUCGACAAUAGCGACUCAAUAGCCGCGGCGAGUGCCAACGCCGACGGCAACGGUGGCGCCACGUCCAACUACGACUCGGAGUUUUACGUCGACAUGUGCCGCAAGCUCCGUGUGCUGAACGCGCUUCGAAAACCUUCGAUUGGGCUUCCCUUGACGCUGGCGCAGUUUGAUCGCCUUUCGUGUGAAGUUGUCGUAUCUCGAUUGGUCGCGAUGCACCAUCAUUUCCUUGCACUCAAAAUCUGCGACUACAUGAAGAUCACAUCUGACCGUGUUUUGGUCCAUUGGGCCUGCGAAAAGGUGAAAUCGUCAUUCGAAGCCUCGAACCCUGCCGGCGUCCCCAUGACGGACGAAGCCAUUGUGGCGAUGGUGCGGAAGAAGUUAAAGGACGCCACGUUGGUGUCGUACUCGGAAAUCGCAAGCUGCGCUGAACGUGCUGGGCGCCAUCGACUGGCAACCAUGUUACUCGACUUGGAAGAAAACGCGUCUGACCAAGUGCCUUUGCUCUUGUCGAUGGGUGAAUUUGAAUUGGCACUUCGCAAGUCGCUCGAGUCGAGUAACACAGACUUGAUCUACUUAACGCUGUUCCAUAUGGAGCGGACGAUGCCACCCGACGACGUUCGGCGCGUCCUGCACAGCGAGCCACAAUACGCGGAAGCAAUCCACCUUCUCGCGUCCUUUUACAUUGCGACCAAAGCCGACCCUUCCAAGCUCGACAACAUUUGGCACGAAGUAUUGAGCGCCAAUCAUGACGUGUUGACGUCGUUCACGGAGCCCAACACGGACGAAAAGCUCAAGAAGCUGAAAGACGCCAUGGCCAAGUACAACAGCGCCAAACUUCCGAUCAACGCCAAGCUGACGGAGGACCAAAUGGAGCUACUCGUGGAGCAGCGCAAGCUGGAUGAAAAGUCGAGCGGCGGGCCGUAUGUGUACGUUGGGAUGUCUCUCAGCGACACAAUCCGCCACCUGUGCAUGGACGCCACGCGCGAGCCCAAGUCGCUGCAAGUGGCGGCGGCAAUCGCCAAGAAAUUUAAAGUGCCGGAGAAGCGGUUCUACCGCGUCAAGAUCAAGGCACUGGCAGAAACGCAUCAAUGGGAUACGCUGCACAAGUUUUCCAACGAGAAGAAAUCUCCGCCCUGUGGCUUCAAAGCGUUUGCAAUUGCAUGUUUACAAGAAGGCGAGAAGGGUCAGGCCGAGUCGUACGCGUCUCGUAUCACGCAGCCCGACGAAAAGUUUGACACACUCGUGCACUUGCAAAUGUGGACGGCGGCGCUCGAGAUGGCCGUCAAGUUGAAGGACCCCGACAAACUCUCGAGCGUGCGCAACAACUGUCCAUUGCCCGAUAUCCACGGUCAGAUCGACCAAGCUGCGCAGCAAUUGGGAUUUAUCUAGGGCUGUCAUUCACCCGACGACAGGUCGUGCUGCCGUGGUCGUUCCAUGUCCAAGGAGACAAGCGUCGACGAAAGAGAUCAUGACGGUGGCAUGGAUUCGAUCGAGAUCGUUAAUUCAAUAUCAAACACCGAAAGUGCCGAUGCAGUUCGUGGUUGAGCAAGUCGUUGCAUUUGGUUGCGUCAUUCAUGUAUACGCUGUACUCUUGCACCGACGCGCCCGUCGGUUCUACCGUGCGCAGACACAUUUG
Aphanomyces invadans is the source of this 2938-nucleotide messenger RNA. RefSeq lists its product as hypothetical. The transcript has 4 exons. Gene Ontology annotation, molecular function: actin binding. NCBI's taxonomy places the organism in Eukaryota, Oomycota, Saprolegniomycetes, Saprolegniales, Verrucalvaceae. The record is from RefSeq and is a predicted model, not a curated record. Bases 25 to 2691 code for a protein of 888 amino acids. Gene Ontology annotation, biological process: vacuole fusion, non-autophagic; endosomal transport; intracellular protein transport. Gene Ontology annotation, cellular component: cytoplasm; lysosomal membrane; endosome.